This is a messenger RNA of Sinocyclocheilus grahami, 1130 nucleotides long. RefSeq names its product ephrin-A3-like. The record is from RefSeq and is a predicted model, not a curated record. Gene Ontology annotation, molecular function: ephrin receptor binding. The transcript is spliced from 5 exons. Gene Ontology annotation, biological process: ephrin receptor signaling pathway; axon guidance. The coding region runs from base 498 to 1130 and encodes 210 amino acids. Gene Ontology annotation, cellular component: plasma membrane. Lineage: Eukaryota; Metazoa; Chordata; Actinopteri; Cypriniformes; Cyprinidae.
UAUGGCCAAAGAGAGCGAAUAAAACUCGCCCGAGCACUUGUUCGUCAGACAAUUGUAAGUGUGAAACAUCCUGCUGCCGCGCAUCAACAAAAGAGAAUAUUAGUUUUACAAUCACGGAGCCUCGUUGCCUCCAGAGUUUCUCCAACGCUACGGGAGGACACGCUUCUCUCUUUCCCGCAUUUAAACUCCUACCAUCCAUCUGCCUGCAUCCAUUUCUGCUCCGUCCGCAGAGAACCAUCAGCGGUGGUCUCGUAUCGGACUAUUGGAUUUGGGUUGACGCCAUGGGGACAGAGGGAGGGGGUCUUCGCCAUGGAUUCUGACUUUUUAAACACUUAAUACAAACAUAUAGAUUGCGAAACCCCGUGUUUAAGUAGUUUUACGCUUUAGGUCGCAUCUCUUCCUGCCCUUCUUCACCGAACGGGAUGGUUCCGGCGCAGCGUCGCGUGGGGUGAGAAGAUCUUGCAAGACUGGGAAGAAAAGCGAGAGAUCGAAGGAUUAUGGCACUCUUCGCGCUCUGUCUCUUUAUUCUGACGCUCACCUGCACGAACUUUGACCUGGUGACUGCAGGCAGGCACGCGGUACACUGGAACAGUUCAAAUAUUCUACUUCGUAAGGAGGGCUACACAGUGCAGGUGAAUGUCAAUGACUAUCUGGAUAUCUACUGUCCUCACUACAACAGCAGCCAGAGAGGCGUCGCCGAGCAGUACGUGCUCUACAUGGUCAGUUAUCGUGGUUACCGUACGUGUGACCCGCAGCUGGGCUUCAAACGCUGGGAGUGUAACCGUCCCCACGCCCCGCACGCACCAAUCAAAUUCUCGGAAAAGUUCCAGCGCUACAGCGCCUUCUCGCUCGGCUACGAGUUCCACGUCGGGCAGGAGUAUUAUUAUAUCUCCACACCCACUCAUCACCACGGCCGGAGCUGCCUGAGAUUAAGAGUGUAUGUCUGCUGCUCAACAGCAUCUGAUUCAGAUGAUGAGCCCCAGCCCACAGAGCCAGACUACACUCUAAGACCCAACAUCAAAAUCGAUGACCUCGAACUAGCCCUCCAGUUCCCAGCCUUACAGUCACAUCCUGCACUUCCUCAGCACCGCCGUAACCGACUCAAGGACAGCGACGAUCGCACCAUUUAA